Auanema sp. JU1783 is the source of this 252-nucleotide messenger RNA. The record is from the annotation of a GenBank genome assembly. NCBI's taxonomy places the organism in Eukaryota, Metazoa, Nematoda, Chromadorea, Rhabditida, Rhabditidae.
AUGGAGUGUGCGAAGACACAGUGCUGGAGCAUCUUCAUCAACAUAUCGGGAAAAUCAACGCAGCCUGACGUUAGAUAUUAUGAAGAUAAGCUUCUUUCAAGCAAUGGGGUUAGUCGUACCUCCUAUCGGGCUUUAUCUUUGUGUUCUGUACUCCGUGCCCUCGUUAAUUUUGCCAAAGGUGUUUACUCUCAUGCUGAGCAUAAGCCCCUUGAUAGCUUGUAUCCUAAUGUUGAGGCUCGUCCCUGCUUAUAA